AAUGCUUGAUAAAAUGAUUGCAUAUGGGGAUGUGAAUUUAAGUAAGAAGAAGAGGGGGGAGUUACAGUUAUGGGGAAGGACACGCCUCCGUCUUGUGCUGUAAAACCACAGCAAGUUGCAGCCUGUGGGGAAGGACAUGAGCUCCCUUAUAAUGAACUAACAGAGACCCAAAGCGGGACGAGAACCGGAUAUUUCUGUCCAGCAAAGAUCAGCGACAAGCCUCCCCAAUUAGAGGAUCAAACCGUUUCAAAAUGAAACAUGGUAACAGUAGCAGAGUGCUCGAAGAAGACAGUGUCGUGAGCUAUGACUACUCCACAUCCAUAGGCGCCCUCAUCCUCAGCCUGGUGUUCCUCCUGGGCGUCCCCGGUAACCUCUUCAUCAUCUGGAGCAUCCUAGCACGCACCAGGAAACGCUCCGUCACCACCAUUCUCAUUCUCAACCUGGCGUGUGCAGAUGGGUUCCUCAUGACCCUCACCAUCUUCUUCAUCAUCUAUCUGGCCAAGCAGACAUGGAUCUUUGGUUCCUUUAUGUGUAAGAGCGUCUUCUACUUGUGCAACGCCAACAUGUAUGCCUCCAUCUUCAUGAUUACGCUGAUGAGCGUGCACAGGAUGGUAGCGGUGCUGUUUCCACGGAAGCUCUACCUGAUAACCAGAAAAGUUGUGACGAGGGUGAUCCUGUGCAUGUGGCUGCUGGUCAUGGUGAUUUCCAUCCCUUCACUGGUGUUUCGAGAACUGGAAACUGAGAUUGACAACACCACUGGGCCACGGCUAGUGUGUGCACCCAAUCACACCUUGCCCACUCAUGUCAGGUUUCAGUAUGCUUUGGAGACGGUUUCAGGAUUCAUUAUUCCAUAUGCAAUCAUCAUAACCUGCUAUGUCCUCACCCUGAAACGCCUGAGGCAGACCCAGUUCAAGCGAAUGGUUCGCAGUGAAAAACUAAUCCUUGCUAUUGUUAUUACGUUCGGCGUGUUUUGGCUGCCAUACCAUGUAAUCAACAUGGUGCAGGUCGCAGCUGAGUGGUAUGCAGAGGAUUCGCCUACAAGAGAAAAAUUGGAUAAAAUUCAUCAGUCCUGCCGUGCCGUGACCUCAGCGUUUGCUUUCAUCAGCAGCUGUGCCAAUCCUGUCCUUUACACGUUUGCUGGGAAGUCCUACAUCAAGAAAAAUGGAUUCGCCUUCAUGGCUAAGCUCUUCGAAGGCACGUCGUCAUCAUCGUCGGCGUCAUCGGAAAUGGCAGCCAAACAGAAUGUCUUAAACACUGUAGGACAGAUUAACGACGACUCGUUGAUCACUGCGUCCUAAAAAGCACACAGCGGAUCAAUGAUCCAGGUUAGAGCAUUUUAAGGACCAUGGAUGGAACAUGAAUUGUAAAAUGUGCAAAUCUACUUGUGGGACAAACUUUAAUUUUUUUUUUUAAAACAUUACCAUAAACGUCAACAUCAUAAAACAUAAAAGGCCUCUAACUUUAAAUUAGCUGAAUUUGAAUGAAAACUAGUUUAAAUGAGCAUAUACCAAAGUUUUACAAUGUUUGCUCUGAUUACCAGCAUGGUGUGACAAGAAUGACAGAAAAUUUGUUAUUUAAUGGUAAUUCAGUGCUCAUUUAUCAAUGGUUGAAAAUAAAAGGUUAAAGUUGCAGGAUAUUUCCUUUAAAGCCAACUUGAUUUUGCACAUCUCUGGCUGCCAGGGAGUGAGCUCCAGAGCUAAGCAGCAGAGAAAAUAAAUACUUCCUCCCCUUCUACUUAAAUCCCUGUAAUGUAUAUAAGUGCCACGAUUGUCAGCUGAAUGCACUUUACAUAAAAAACCAGGAACAGUUCUAAUAGUCCGUUUAAUUUCAGCCAUAGACACGCUUAUAUCCCUUCAAAGCUUAACCCAAUCUAUUUUUAUUAAUGGUUUAUGCUCAACUGAUUUAUUUUUAAACUUAAAAUAAAGUAGUUACACC
This is a messenger RNA of Fundulus heteroclitus (mummichog), 1935 nucleotides long. RefSeq names its product leukotriene B4 receptor 2b (gene ltb4r2b). Gene Ontology annotation, molecular function: leukotriene receptor activity. Gene Ontology annotation, cellular component: membrane. Gene Ontology annotation, biological process: immune response; G protein-coupled receptor signaling pathway. Bases 252 to 1298 code for a protein of 348 amino acids. The transcript is spliced from 5 exons. The record is from RefSeq and is a predicted model, not a curated record. NCBI's taxonomy places the organism in Eukaryota, Metazoa, Chordata, Actinopteri, Cyprinodontiformes, Fundulidae.